Messenger RNA from Emys orbicularis (European pond turtle), 1422 nucleotides. It is a transcript of the gene SLC75A1, whose product is annotated as major facilitator superfamily domain containing 10. The coding region runs from base 1 to 1422 and encodes 473 amino acids. Lineage: Eukaryota; Metazoa; Chordata; Testudines; Emydidae. The record is from RefSeq and is a predicted model, not a curated record. Gene Ontology annotation, biological process: transmembrane transport. Gene Ontology annotation, molecular function: transmembrane transporter activity. The transcript has 13 exons. Gene Ontology annotation, cellular component: brush border membrane.
AUGGACGCGGACAGAAGUGCGACACCUGACAACAUGGCCAUGAGAACGGGGGAAAGUAGCUGCCCCACCAAAGGCAAGUCAGAGGCUGAAGAUGGCUCCAGUCGGGUGAUCACCAUUGUCUUCCUGGCACUCCUUAUAGACCUGCUGGGAUUCACUCUUAUUUUGCCACUCCUUCCUUCAAUCCUUGAGUAUUACAGCAAGAAUGAUGAUGGUUUCUAUCUAUCACUGCAGCAUGGCGUGGACUGGUUUGCUGCAGUGUUUGGGGUACCUCUGGAGAGGAAGUACAACACUGUCUUGUUUGGAGGUCUGAUUGGCUCCAUCUUUUCCAUCCUGCAGUUUUUUUCCUCUCCGCUCACGGGCGCUGCAUCUGACUGCUUGGGGAGAAGGCCGAUCAUGUUGUUGACAGUGGUGGGGUUGAUAGCAUCGUAUGCACUCUGGGCUAUCUCUAGGAGUUUUGGUAUUUUUCUUCUCUCCAGAGUCCUAGGUGGAAUAAGUAAAGGGAAUGUCAGCCUGUCUACUGCUAUAAUUGCUGACUUGCACUCUCCAAAAGCUAGGAGCAAGGGCAUGGCAAUGAUUGGUGUUGCUUUCUCACUUGGAUUUACCGUGGGUCCUAUGAUUGGAGCUUACCUUGCCAUGAAAACAGGGAAAGGAGAAGUCUUCUAUCUUCGGUCAGCUUUGCUUGCGCUCAUGUUUGCUGUUGCUGACUUAAUUUUCAUCUUCUUCCUGCUUCCGGAGACACUCCCCAAAGAAAAACGGGUAUCCUCCAUGAGGUGUGGAUUUCAGGCAGGGAGUGACUUGCUUAGUCCACUGGCUUUGUUUCAGUUCUCUGCAGUCACCAGAGGAAAGAACUCACCUUCGAGGGAGAACCUUCAGAAUCUCAAGGUCCUGGGCCUAGUUUAUUUCCUUUAUCUCUUCCUGUUUUCUGGUCUUGAAUACACAUUGAGUUUUCUCACCCAUCAACGAUUCCAGUUCAGCAGUAUGCAGCAGGGCAAGAUGUUUUUCUUUAUUGGGAUGACUAUGGCUGUGAUCCAGGGAGGCUACACUCGCCGAAUCAGACCAGGAUGUGAAAUCAAAGCCGUAAAAAGGGCUAUAAUGCUGCUGAUUCCAGCUUUCUUGUUAAUUGGAUGGGCUGGUAAUGUGACGGUGCUGAGUGCUGGACUGUUGCUCUAUUCUUUCGCCGCUGCCAUUGUUGUUCCUUGUUUGUCAGCAGUGGUGUCAGGCCAUGGCUCAGCCAGCCAGAAGGGAACAGUAAUGGGAAUUCUGAGGAGCCUGGGGGCCCUAGCAAGAGCUCUGGGACCAAUCUUGUCAGCAGCAGUUUAUUGGCUGGUAGGAGCUGAGGUUUGCUUCACUGUUUGUGCAGUUUUGUUCCUGCUUCCCCUCAUUCUUCUUGGUUACAUAAAGCAGCAAACAAAGGAGGAAUAA